GGUGAAAAAAAAAAGGAAAGGAGAUACAUUUUGACGAGAAAAUAAAAGUUUUUCUUUAACAUGAUAAAAAGAUAUCAAAAGUUUGUAUCGACAAAAUUGUCUCGAGUUGGAAUCGAUAUCAACACGGCUUCCCGCCACCUGAAAGCUUCCAAAGUCUGACUAUUUUAUUACCACAAACACACACGAUUGACCAUUGUCAUCAUCCUCAGUAAUAAAAGCAGCAGCAGGACAACAGAAAAUCUUUUAAGCAAGGACAACAAUUAUUAGGAUGAUAACUUGUUGGGUUUUAGCUGGUGCCCUCGGUGCCGUUGUACUCCUUCAUUUACUCGUCGAAGUACAUUAUUUUCUUCGUAUGUUCUUCACAGUCUUCCUAGCAAGAUUCUGUAAAAAGAAAAUUCAUAUACUUGACGAAGCAUCGGUAUACGGUAUUUGCACUACGACUGACGUUGACACUUUACUUUAUCAUAUGAACAAUGCGAGAUACCUACGUGAACUGGACUUUGCUCGGGCUGACUUUUACGAACGAACGGGUCUCUAUCGUGAAAUUUGUUCUCAAGGAUCAGGUGUUGUGCAAGGUGCUGCAACGAUACGUUAUCGUCGAUUCCUUAAACCUCUUACAAUUUAUAAAAUAACUUCAAAGAUCAUCUAUUGGGACGAGAGAACGAUUUUUAUGGAACAUCGUUUUGUCACACCAAACGAUGGAUUUAUUCGAGCUAUAGCUAUCUGCAGGCAAAGACUUUUAGACUGCAGUGCAGAGACGGUUAUGGGUACUCUCGUAGAUCGAGGUGUUAAACAAAAUGGUAACGUCGAGUCGGGUGUUACACAGGUAACUCAUGUGAGGCCUGAAAUACCCCCGGAUGUAGCAAGAUGGUUGGAAAGCAAUGAAAUAUCUUCAGCAAUUCUUCGACAAUCUAAUACACCUACGGUAAACACCAUAACAACAACAAUGACGACUACGACGACUACGACAACAACUACGGCACCGUCAUCGAUUUGCUGACAAAAUGAUAAUGCGACCACUGGUGGUAUCGCAGAAACAACUAUCUACGUAACGACUACUGUUUAAUAAAAAUUAACGGUACGUGACUAAAAAAUAAAAGCACUGUGCUAAUAUUUAUAUAAUAUGUUAUCUAUAUUCGUUUAAAACAACGUCAACAAGUGAAUUAAUCUUCCUUCAUUUAUCAACUAUUCAUUUUACUUAUAAGAUUCUUUCUAUAUUUGCAAAAUGAAUAUCCAUUAUUUUUUCUUUCUGCAAUUCUUUACUCAUUAAUCAUAAAUAUUAUGUAUAUAUGUAAAAAAAAAAAAAAAAAAAGAAGAAAGAAAAAAGAAAUGAAAAUAAUAACACGGUGCUUUAAAUCGACUCUGCUCAGGGCUAUUAUUUGACAACCGAAAAGAAAAAAAAAAAAGAAGAAAUAUUUAAAAUUAAACAUUUAAAAUAUAAGAUAUGUUUAGACAUUCUUAUUGUGUUGCUUCGAGUUACGAAUAUACAGAGCCAAACAAAAAAAAGAUAAAUUUUUUUUCAAUGAAAAUAUGCUUUGGCGAGAUAUGAAUUAUUUGAAACGAAAUUAUAAAUAAUUUGAUGAAGACGAAUGUAUGAACUAACAUGCACCGAUACGUGAAAUUCCGUGCAAUAUUAUUAUAAUAUAAUACAUAUGUAUUAUGUAUAUAAAAAUAUAUGUAUGCGUUAUGUUUCCUAGAAACUUUGAGGCAUAAAAUAAUGACACUUUUAUGUAUUACUCAUGUAAUUAUAUACGGGAUAUUUAAACUUGACUUAAUUGGUCAUUCGAAAUACCUUAAAUGAUUGAUAUCAAGAAUUCAAGAUUAUUUAUCCAGUAUAUACAAGGUAUUUUAAAAUAUGUAGACGUAACUUCAGGUGUGCUUUCAAUACGCUAAAAUAAGAAAAACAAAAGUUCAUACAAUCAUAUAUGCCCAAUAUGGUUUUGAAGUUACAUCCGCAUAAUUUGAAACAUUCUUAUACGUAAAUGUAUUGGAAAAAAUGUUUGGAAAAAAAAAAAAGGAAAAUCUAUAUAUGAACCGAUAAUUACGAGAAUGGCCUAAGUCAUUUAUAUAUUUAUGUAGAAGUUUUAUUUAAAGUUUUGAUUUGGUUCAUUUUGAUAAUUAUUACUCAUAUAUAUAUUUGAUUUGUUGGGUUAUUUGUGACAAGGGAAAAAGGUAUAUUGUUUAUAUAAGUUUUCAUCAUUAUUACAUAUUAUCAUUAUUCUCGAAUUUAAUUGGAUUGACAUGAAUUUACUUACGCAUCGAUAUAAAUAUAUUUAUGUAAUAUCUACGAGCUUUAUAUCAAUUUUAUGUAAGAUUUUUUUUUUCCAAUCUCUUUUUUCCUUUCAUAUUAAAAACAAAUUUGAAUCUUUAUACUCGGGACAUCGUUUAUAUUACUAUUGUAAUUCACAAAAAACUGAUUGACUCAAAAAAAAAAAAAAAAAGAAAAAACCAAUCAAACCAAAGCAUUGAUGAUCGUGAGUUUUACGCUUAUAGUAUUAUAGAAUUUAUAAUAUAGGAAAGUUCAAUUUAGAAAUAUGAUUUUAUCUUCAAAAUUUAUCGUAAAUACAAAAUAUAAUUUAAAAUUACUAUUAAUCAUAUUUUAAAAGUUAUAUACAAUAUUUCUUGAAUAAAAAAAAAAGGUUUCAAUGAUUAAUCUUCAUUACACACAUAUCAUUUCAAAAGAAGUGCCGGGAGCAAAAAGAUUAAAGAUCAAUUUUCGCAAGGACACACAAAUGUAAUAGAUGUUCUUUUCUUAUCUUCAAAACAUAUACCUUAACCCAUUAGAAAUGCCACGAUCCCCAUUUGAGGAUUAUGGAAUUUUACGUACACCACUUGGUGUACCUUUUGUGUGUAUAUAUAUAUAUAUAUAACUUAUCCGGGCAAAAAUUGAAAAAGCAACAAAUUUGGCAACAUUAAUGGGUUAAUAAUAAUCAAUUAAAAAACAUAUAGAUUAAUUUAUUUAAAAAAGAAAAUAAUUGUUAUUUUCGUGCGAGAGAUGACAAACGAAUUUCUGCGAAAUUAUUUGAAUAAUAAUGAUGAAGACAAGAUAAGAAAAGAUAUUUUUCGAGAUCCCCAAUAGUAGAAAAUAUAAAAAAGAUAUUUUUAACAAUAAAUCGAAGUUGAUGUUUACAAAAAACCUUUUCGCUUUUUCUUCUCUGUUUUUUUUAAUAUAUAUUUUGAUUCUGCUACAUCGCACCCGUUGAACAUAAAAAAAAAGAAUAAGAAAAUGUGGCGAAUUUAAUUUUUAAUCUAUCGUCUAUUUAUAAUCUCGAUAGAAUGAAUUUCAAUAUAAGCACAAUCGACGAAAUCCAUAGUUCGUUUAGAGAAAUAAUUAAUAUAAGAAAAUUAAUGAAAUAUAGAAAAAUAAUAAUAGCGAAUAUAGCGAGACACGCUUUGUUAUUAUAUAUCUAGACCGUUCUGUAAGAAACUUAUUAUUAUUAUUACGUUGUGUGUGUGUGUGAGUGUGUGUGCGUGCGUGUGUGAAUAUAUUAUCGAUGUUGUCGUCCAAAAAAUCAUAUAUAGAAAAAAUAAAGAAUUUA
Molecule: messenger RNA, 3539 nt
Organism: Polistes canadensis
Lineage: Eukaryota; Metazoa; Arthropoda; Insecta; Hymenoptera; Vespidae
Product: protein THEM6-like
Exons: 4
Coding region: 269-1000 (243 amino acids)
Source: RefSeq, a predicted model, not a curated record